Entamoeba histolytica HM-1:IMSS is the source of this 502-nucleotide messenger RNA. Its product is annotated as histone H3, putative. The transcript has a single exon. The record is from RefSeq and is a predicted model, not a curated record. Gene Ontology annotation, molecular function: structural constituent of chromatin; DNA binding; protein heterodimerization activity. NCBI's taxonomy places the organism in Eukaryota, Evosea, Mastigamoebida, Endamoebidae. Gene Ontology annotation, cellular component: nucleosome. The coding region runs from base 56 to 463 and encodes 135 amino acids.
GAAUAUUUAAAGAUAGAAAUGAACUGAAUAUAUCAAUACUGUGUUUACUAACACAAUGGCCAGAACUAAAGGACAUAUUGAACGACCAAGCAAUAAAUCAGCUAAGGCUGUAAAAAAUGUAGCAUUCAAAGCUGCUAAAAAGAUGUUAUCAAAGGAUAGUACUAAGAAGAAAAGAGCACAUCCAGGUGCAGUUGCUCUUACUGAAAUUAAAGUCUUACAAAGAUCUACUGAGCUUUUAUUAAGAAAAGCACCAUUCCAAGCUCUUGUCAGAGAAAUUGCUCAAGUCUCAAAGAGUGAUUUAAGAUUCCAAUCAGCUGCUAUUUCUGCUCUUCAAGAAGCUGCUGAAGCUUAUCUUGUUGGACUUUUUGAAGAUACCAACUUGUGUGCUAUUCACGCUAAGAGAAUUACCAUUAUGCCAAAGGAUAUGCAACUUGCUAGAAGAAUUAGAGGUGAAAGAACAUAAGUAUUCUCUUAUUGUGUCUAUUUGAAUUUUUCUUUAAUC